AUGAAGGCUGGCAUUGUUUCUCUCGCUGCAGCUUUUAUGCUGGGUGCAUCUCCUGUUUCUGGUGCCCCGUCAACAACCGAGCAACGCGACACCAUUACCCCCAUCACCGUCAAGGGCAAUGCCUUCUUCCAGGGCGAUGACCGCUUCUACAUCCGCGGUGUCGACUACCAGCCCGGUGGAUCUUCCAAGCUGACUGAUCCCAUUGCUGAUGCCGACGCAUGCAAGCGCGACAUCAAGAAGUUCAAGGAUCUUGGUCUCAACACUGUUCGCGUUUACUCGGUCGACAACUCGCAGGACCACGAUGAGUGCAUGAAGGCACUGGCGGAUGCUGGCAUCUACCUGGUACUUGACGUCAACACCCCCAAGUACGCGAUCAAUCGUGCCAGCCCCGAGAAAUCAUACAACGACGUCUACCUCCAGUAUAUCUUCGCCACGGUAGAGAUGUUCGCCAAGUACGACAACACCCUGGCCUUCUUCUCUGGAAAUGAGGUUGUCAAUAACGGGGCUUCGUCUUCGGCUGCCCCGUAUGUGAAGGCUGUCACUCGUGAUAUUCGCUCAUACCUGCGCGCUCGCAAUCUCCGUCACGUCCCUGUUGGAUACUCUGCUGCUGAUAUCGAUACCAACCGACUCGAGAUGGCCGAAUACAUGAACUGCGGUCCCGAUGAUGAGCGUAGCGACUUUUUCGCCUUCAACGACUACUCCUGGUGUGACCCGUCUUCUUUCACCGUCUCCGGAUGGGACCAGAAGGUCAAGAACUUCACUGGCUACGGGCUCCCUCUAUUCCUUUCCGAAUAUGGCUGCAACACAAACACUCGCAAGUUCGAAGAGGUCAGCUCUCUCUACUCGACUGACAUGACUGGCGUCUACUCCGGUGGCUUGGUCUACGAGUACGCCGAGGGGGGCAACAAAUAUGGCUUGGUCAAAAUUGACGGAAAUGACGUGACGGAGCUCCCUGACUACAGUGCUCUCAAGACUGCUUUUUCCAAGACGGCAAACCCUAAGGGCAACGGAGACUAUAACAGCACUGGUGGUGCCAAUGGAUGCCCGGCAAAGAACGCACCCAACUGGAACGUUGACAGCGAUGCUCUCCCUGCUAUGCCCUCUCCUGCCAAGAAGUACUUGACUGAAGGUGCUGGCAAGGGUGAGGGCUUUGAAGGCAGCGGUAGCAUGGAUGCAGGAACUGAGUCUACCACCACUGCUACUCCAGGAUCUGGAUCAGUUACUUCCAGCACCUCUAGCGGCACCAGCACCAGCUCCAAGGGUGCCGCGGCGGGACUACAGCCUCCUCACCUCGCCAUAGCACCCAUUGCUGUCGGCUUGGUGACUGCUCUCUCCGCCCUAUUUGGCGCCAGUAUUAUCCUUAUGUGA
Molecule: messenger RNA, 1368 nt
Organism: Penicillium longicatenatum
Lineage: Eukaryota; Fungi; Ascomycota; Eurotiomycetes; Eurotiales; Aspergillaceae
Gene: gel1
Product: 1,3-beta-glucanosyltransferase gel1
Exons: 2
Coding region: 1-1368 (455 amino acids)
Biological process (GO): fungal-type cell wall (1->3)-beta-D-glucan biosynthetic process
Cellular component (GO): fungal-type cell wall; cytoplasm
Molecular function (GO): 1,3-beta-glucanosyltransferase activity
Source: RefSeq, a predicted model, not a curated record